AUGGCACCACCAUCAGCAGGGAAGCAAGGCUCAGAUGCAGCACGGCAGGGUGACAAGCAGCACACUAUCCUGGAGACAAUAGAGUUGAGUGAUGAAAGCGAUGAUGAGUUUAACUACGAGGAACUCCCUGAAGAUCCAGAAUUGCUGGAGCAGGAUGACGAGGAACAGCUUGAUGACAUCAAUCGCUUGCUGGCAGAGACCAAACAGCCAGCUGAUGGUCAGGAUGCGAGCGAAGAAGCCGGACUGGCCAAGGUGCAACAACGCCCCCAAGUCAUUGACGACUUCUUUCGAAACUUUCUGCUGAAGUACGAUAUGAAGCGCUCCCUGGAUGUUUUCCAAGCAGAGUGGUAUGAGAUGCAGCAAACGGGCAAAUUUAAGGACUCGGAGCUGACCAUCGUACCAGACGUAUAUACUCGCAACCACGGCUUUCAACAGGAGGUCUUGUUGCUGCGGGAGGAACUGGAGAAGGCCCGCAUGGUGGCUGCGAAGGCCAAGGAAUCAUGGGACAAGUUCCGCAAAGAGCGAGAUUACCAUCGCAUGCACCACCGGCGAGUUGUGCAAGAGAAAAACAAGCUCAUAGUUGAUCUCAAACGACUGAAGAAGCACUACGAGCAGUACGAGCCCACUCUAACAGAGCUGCGGCACAAGUACGAAGUUGCAAUGAAGGAAAAGAUGCUCAUGCGCCUGGAGCGGGAUCGCUAUGCCGCAAAGGCCGAGUCGUUGCAGAAACAACUCUCCCAGGCUGAAGCGAAAGACGAAGCUGCCAAUAGCAAGGAUCUCACUGAAGGUGAUGAUGCUCACAACAGGAAGAAGACGCUUCGAGAAGCACCAUGGCCAAGUGAAGACAGGACCAACCCGUACACAAACUCGAAUUUCGAGGCUGUGCGAGUGGCAGAUUUUGCCAGGACGCAGGUCUUCAAGGGUCAUUUGGGUGCAGUGUCACGUGUGGCUUUUCAUCCCAAAAUUCCGGUGGUUGCAACAGCUUGCGAUGAUCACACGUGGAAAAUGUGGUCUGUUCCGGAAGGCCAGCUUGUUCUCAGCGGUGAGGGACACAGGGAUUGGGUCAGUGGCAUCUCUUUCCAUCCACGCGGCUCCUUGGUCGCCACAUCGUCUGGGGACUCGACCGUUAAGAUCUGGGAUGUUGCCAAAGAGAAGUGCAAGCACACUCUGACAGAUCACACCCAGCCUGUGUGGGCGUGCUCCUUCCACGACAUGGGGGACUUUGUAGUCUCCUGUUCCAUGGACCAGACAGUCAAGGCGUUUGACAUGAUGAGCAUGCGAUGCCGCCAGACAUUCCGUGGUCAUGUGGACUCGGUCAACUUUGUGACGUUUCAGCCGUUUUCCAAUAACGUUCUUACCGCCGCCGGUGACAAAACGAUCUCGCUGUGGGAUCUGCGUAGCGGUCUUUGCGUGCAGACGUUCUACGGCCACGCGAACGCUUGCAACCAUGCCAUGUUCAACCUGAAGGGUGACACAGUGGCCUCAUGCGAUGCAGACGGAAUUGUGAAGAUGUGGGAUGUCAGAGUGGUGUCCGAGUUCCUUCAAAUCGACACGGGGCGCCACCCUGCCAAUGCUGCGAAUUUCGACCGAAGUGGAAAGAUCUUGGCCAUUGCGUCGGGUGAUGCCUCCAUCAAGACAUUCAACAUAGAGGACAAAGUCUUCGUUGCGAAUCUGGAGGGGCAUGAAGACUCCGUUCAGGACGUGGUAUUUGAGCCGCAAGCGAACAAGUUCCUCAUCAGUGCAUCCUCUGAUGCUACAUUCUCAUUGUGGCAGUGA
Molecule: messenger RNA, 1776 nt
Organism: Symbiodinium natans
Lineage: Eukaryota; Dinophyceae; Suessiales; Symbiodiniaceae
Source: the annotation of a GenBank genome assembly